AUAACCAAUCUUCUGCCACCAAUUCUAUAAGGAAUCUUGAAUUGUUUCAGUCUGAAAUCUAGUCUUCAAGAAUAAUACUCUAUGAUUUGCUCUAUAUGCAUGCAUAUUACAACACUACUAGCUUCAUUCAAUGAAGGGACACUAAAAAUUUCCAUAAAUAUUGACCACUUUUGUCAUUUGCUGGCUCUAAAUUUCGACAAAAUUAAGAUCGGUGUUUCUAAAUUUGCUGACAUAAAAGGUCACAAGUUUAUUUAAAUCAGUAAGGUUGCCCACAUUGCUAUAACAUGGUUAUAUUCUGUUUUGUCCAUAUCUUCAACAACUUGUUGAGACCAGAUUCUUGCAAGAUUUUAUGGAACCUUAUACUAUAAAUACUAAACAUUGGUUCCUAAUGAUUAGCUCAGGCUUCUCUUUUGCACAUUAAAAACAUUGAGUUGCUUUAGAACACAACACAUAAAAGAUGGAAAGAUCGCCUGCAUUUCCUCCAAAUAGAUCAAUUAGUUUGCCUUCUAGAAUACAUCCCACGUGUCUUCGUGUUGAGGCCGAGUUAAACAAACUACGAGCAUGGGAAAUAAGAUCAUGUUCGUCUUUGGACAACCUAAGUGCAGAAACCAUUCAAAUAGGUUUAGCUGGUUUAUCGGAGGUGUAUAGAGGUGUAGAGGAGCUUGUUUACUCGUCGUUAACACAUCAUGGGGAUUUGUUAGAAGGUGCAUUAGAUUAUUCGGUUAAACUACUUGAUAGGUGUGGAAUUGUGAGGGAUAUGCAACAAAAGAUGAAGGAACAAGUCUUUUGCCUUCAAUCAAGUCUCCAAAGAAGAGGAACAGAUUCAAAAUUUGAAAAUGAAAUUUCUUCUUAUUUAAGGUUAAGAAAGAUGCUGAAGAAAGAGACAUCAAAGUGCAUUAAGUCACUAAAACGAUCUGAAAGGAAGUUUCUUCACAUACCAUCUACAAAAGAUUACCAUUUAGCAAUGGUGGUGAAGGUUCUAAGAGAAGUGAAUACUAUGACAUAUAUUGUAUUACGGUCUCUCUUAUCGUUCAUGUCAUCGUCGGGAUCUAAGAUCAAGAAGGGAGGCGGGUGCUCGCUAAUUUCAAAACUGAGGCCAAAUGAUCACAAGGCAAAGAAGUUGAUGAAUGAAGUGGGUCGUGUUGAUGACGCCCUCUUUGGUGUUCUUCAUGGCACUGAGGAAAUGACAAUGGCUCAUAGGAAGGUGGAAAAGCUUGUAGUUAGUUUAGAUUGUAUAGAGAAGGGAUUAGAUGUAGUUUUUAGACGAUUGAUACAAUAUCGAGUCUCGAUCCUUAAUGUACUCACCCGAUAAUUAAAGUAA
Erigeron canadensis is the source of this 1321-nucleotide messenger RNA. RefSeq lists its product as uncharacterized. Gene Ontology annotation, biological process: root development; shoot system development. The record is from RefSeq and is a predicted model, not a curated record. The transcript has a single exon. The coding region runs from base 458 to 1312 and encodes 284 amino acids. NCBI's taxonomy places the organism in Eukaryota, Viridiplantae, Streptophyta, Magnoliopsida, Asterales, Asteraceae.